Molecule: messenger RNA, 1678 nt
Organism: Cucumis sativus (cucumber)
Lineage: Eukaryota; Viridiplantae; Streptophyta; Magnoliopsida; Cucurbitales; Cucurbitaceae
Exons: 6
Coding region: 460-1518 (352 amino acids)
Cellular component (GO): chloroplast envelope; chloroplast thylakoid membrane
Source: RefSeq, a predicted model, not a curated record
GGGAAAACUGGACGGGCUUUACACCGUCGGGCCUCGGCUGAGUUCAUUUUCGUAAUUUCACCGAAAUUUUGGUCUCCCCAUUCGUACAAAACCACCCGCAUUUGUUUGAGUGUCCAGUCUCCAGCUCCAUCCACUUGCCUUUGUCUUGCGUUCUUUCAAAAUUUCUAUCAGCAAUGGCUUUCACAAAUCAUCUCCCCUUUCAGUUCUACGUUUCCUCAACCAAACCUUUCAUCUUCCCCAGCUUUUCCACCACUCUAAACCCACUUCCAUCCAUUUAUUCUGCUUCACCAUUCAAACCAUCACCCAAAAUUUCCAAAUCCGACAACCGUACAUCAGUUACAAUCACAGCCCCAUUACAAAUAUUCAACGCAAAUCCAUUGCCAGUUGAGAGCAAAAACUUGCUUCUUAGGUGCACGAGUGAAUGAUGUAGCUACAUCUGAAAAGGAAGAGCAAGUAGAGAUGGAAGUUGCAAAGGGAUAUAGCCUCUCUCAAUUUUGUGAUAAAAUAAUUGAUAUUUUCUUGAAUGAGAAGCCCAAGACCAAAGAAUGGAGGAAGUUUUUGGUAUUUAGGGAGGAGUGGAAAAAGUAUCGUGAGAGCUUCUACAGUCAUUGCCAAAGGCGGGCGGAUUGGGAGGAUGAUCCAAUUAUGAAAGAGAAGUUAAUAUCACUUAGGAGAAAAGUUAAAAAGAUUGAUGAUGAAAUGGAAAUCCACAGUGAACUUCUCAAGGAAUUACAGGACAGCCCGACUGACAUUAAUGCGAUAGUUGCAAAGCGGCACAAAGAGUUCACAGAUGAGUUUUUUAAGUUCCUAACUCUGAUAUCGGAAACCCAUGACAGUUUGGAAGAUCGUGAUGCUGUGGCUCGGCUGGCAGCCAGAUGUCUGGCUGCAGUUAGUGCGUACAACCGAACAUUAGAAAAUGUGGAGACAUUGGAUUCUGCACAGGUCAAAUUUGAUAAUAUUCUGAAUUCUCCCUCAUUGGAUGUGGCUUGUGAGAAGAUUGCAAGUCUUGCAAAGGCAAAGGAACUUGAUUCAUCAUUGAUCCUUUUGAUAAACAGUGCUUGGGCUUCUGCAAAAGAAUCCACAACCAUGAAAAAUGAGGUGAAAGAAAUAAUGUAUCAUUUAUACAAGGCCACAAAAAGCAGUCUUAGAAGCAUGGCCCCUAAAGAAAUAAAGCUGUUAAAGCAUUUGCUGAACAUCGUAGAUCCUGAAGAACGAUUUUCAGCUUUAGCAACAACCUUCUCCCCAGGUGAUGGAAGUGAACAAAAAGAUCCAAAUGCUUUGUACACAACCCCGAAAGAGCUGCAUAAGUGGAUAAAGAUCAUGCUUGAUUCAUACCAUCUAAAUCAAGAAGAUACGGACAUCAGAGAAGCAAGGAAUAUGACUCAGCCUAUUGUUAUACAAAGGCUAUUCAUCCUUAAGGAUACUAUUGAAACUGAGUAUUUGGAACAGAAUCAGUUUCAGAAUCCUCAAUCAAGACCAAGUCAUAAUCAUGGUUCUGAGGAUGCAAUCUCCAUAUAGUUUUAGUGUAAAUGUCUCAUAUUUGUAAUUUAGCCGCCACUAGAACCACUAGUUUCAGCAUCUGAGUUUAAAGUUAGAAUAGUUGCAAGGUCAGGUAGCUCAUGUAACAAAUAUCAACAUCUUUCAAUUAAAUUGAUUUUUUUUUUCAGAUUUAAUAUCA